AUGGUUCGACUCCCAACAACAAAUGGGGAAGACGACUCGGAAAAUGCCAUGGAUUAUCCGCGGAGCUUGUGGAAGGAAUCGUCGUUGUUAUGUUCACUAUUGCUGGCUUUAUUCUCCGAACAAUCUUGGCCGUAUAAAAAAUGGGCAAUGUUUGACAAGAAUGACCCCGGCAGACGUUUUGUUCAUUCCGCUGAAUGGCAACACUGCACAAUGUACACGUUCUUUGGAGUUGCAGGGGCGGUGCAGAUAUUAGCGCGUACUUGUGUGUGUGGGUUGAAAGAAUUCGAAAAAUUCUUCCUUGCGCUAGCUUAUUUCGUGGAGGGCUUGCUGUUUUAUUUCCACGUUCAUGGCCGGACACCUCUGGACAUAUCCGUGCACUACAUGCUAGUUAUCGCAGUAAUGUUGGCCGCCGCUGUCACAGUUGCCGAGAUUUGGAAAGGCGAUGACCCACUUCUACCGUUCAUUCGGACCGGCCUAACCAUCACGCAAGGUACGUGGUUUUGGCAAGUCGGCUUUAUGCUGUACCCACCGAACGGCGUUCAGUGGGACGAAGAUAGUCACUCUAAUAUCAUGUUCGUAACAAUGGCGUUCUGUUGGCACAUCGUGGCCUGUAUACUCGUGAUGGCAGGCGUUUAUGGCAUUGUGUCUCUCUGUCUGCGCUCCAAAGGAGUCUACCUUGUCCCGUACAAACAGGUUGAGGAUGAAUACCAGGUUGGAUUAAUGAGCUUGGAUGAUAAAGGAUCAAGCGAUAAUGAAUAA
Molecule: messenger RNA, 759 nt
Organism: Saccoglossus kowalevskii
Lineage: Eukaryota; Metazoa; Hemichordata; Enteropneusta; Harrimaniidae
Product: transmembrane protein 45B-like
Source: RefSeq, a predicted model, not a curated record